This is a messenger RNA of Pestalotiopsis fici W106-1, 1908 nucleotides long. RefSeq lists its product as uncharacterized. The transcript has 3 exons. The coding region runs from base 1 to 1908 and encodes 635 amino acids. Gene Ontology annotation, cellular component: membrane. The record is from RefSeq and is a predicted model, not a curated record. Gene Ontology annotation, biological process: iron ion transport; intracellular manganese ion homeostasis. Gene Ontology annotation, molecular function: cadmium ion transmembrane transporter activity; manganese ion transmembrane transporter activity. Lineage: Eukaryota; Fungi; Ascomycota; Sordariomycetes; Amphisphaeriales; Sporocadaceae.
AUGAAUCAGACGUCUCGAACUGAUGAACCCUACGAGGGCGACGAUGGACUCAACCAGAGUCCCAAUGCUUUGUCCAACGACCUGACCACCAAUCAGGAUCUCAACGGCAUCGCCAAUUCCCGAACCAGACGGGGAUCCUCCGAUGAAGACGGAUCCAUGGACGACACUGGUCAGGGAAUCAUCCAAGUGGCGGCCCCCGUGCCAGACCGGGACCGCGCCCUCGAUGCGCACCCAAAACUGGCCGCGGCAGCGCAUGGUGAUAAUAGCGCUAGCGGUCAGUCGCCUGCGACCAAGCAGUCGUCCACCUCCGGGACGGCGGUCCAGGUGCCCCACGACGACCUCCGUCAAGGCGGUGCCGACACUACUUCUACUGAUGUGUCGGCCUCCGCGAAGGAUGGAGGAAGUCCUCUUCGCCGGCUCAAGCACGUCUUCCUCACCUUUGGAAAGUUUGUUGGGCCUGGCUUCAUGGUGUCGGUGGCCUACAUCGACCCUGGAAACUACUCGACUGAUAUAGCGGCUGGAGCUUCAUAUCAGUUUCGACUCUUGUUUGUUGUUCUCAUGAGCAACCUGUUUGCCAUCUUGCUGCAGAGCCUUUCAGUAAAGCUAGGAACCGUCACUGGAUUGAACCUUGCCGAAGCGAACCGGGCCUAUUUGCCUAGAUGGCUGAACUAUUUCCUGUACGGCAUGGCAGAAAUCGCCAUUAUUGCAACUGAUAUUGCCGAAGUCAUUGGAACGGCAAUUGCUUUGAAUCUGCUCAUACCCCAGCUACCAUUGGUCGCCGGAUGCGCCAUCUCCAUCCUCGAUGUCAUGGUGCUACUCUUCUUCUACCGUCCUCAAGGAUCCAUGAAGGGUCUGCGCUCAUUUGAGGUCUUUGUCAUGCUUUUGGUUCUUGCAGUUGUGGUUUGCUUUUGCAUUGAGCUAUCACACAUCGAAAACACCAGCGUCGGUCAAGUCAUGAAAGGCUAUCUCCCAAACAAUGCCGUCAUCCAGGGCGAGGGUCUGUAUCAGGCUUGUGGUAUCUUGGGCGCGACCGUGAUGCCACACUCGCUAUACCUAGGGUCUGGCCUUCCGCAGCGACGACUGAUGGACUAUGAUACCCGCAACAAUCUCAUGCCCGCCAAUGCUACGACUAGUCCCGAGAGCCUUAGCGACAGCAAGGAUUACGACAAGGUCUUUUACGUUCCCUCUAUGCGCGCCAUCAAGCACUGUCUCAACUACUCGUACGCCGAGCUUGCUAUUUCAUUGUUCACGUUUGCAUUGUUUGUCAACAGUGCCAUUCUGAUCGUUGCUGGUGCGAGCCUGUACGGGAACACCGAGGCCCUCGAUGCGGACAUCUUUGGCAUCCACACCCUCUUGACUUCCAGCCUUGGUACUGGCGCCGGGACGGUCUUUGCGUUGGCGCUUUUAUUUUCGGGUGUCUCCGCGGGUAUCGUGUGCACCAUAUCCGGUCAGAUGGUUUGUGAGGGGGCGCUAAAGUGGAAGAUGAAGCCAUGGCUCCGCCGCUUGAUUACCCGCAGUAUCAGCAUCACGCCAUCCAUCAUCAUAGCCGGUGCUGCUGGCCGCGAGAAGCUCAGUGCUGCGCUCAAUGGAAGCCAGGUUGCACUCUCUAUUGUGCUGCCCUUUGUCUCCGCGCCCCUCAUAUGGUACACGUGCUUCAACAAGUACAUGACUGUGCAGCCGGGUAUGGCGAGAUUCUACAAAGAAGGCAGCAAUGACGACGAGUUUCGCGGCUCGAGCAGACACAUGGAUUCUCGGGAUGAGGAGGAAGGAGUCGAUGGCGUGUCCGGACUGGGAGAGUUGGUCAAGAUGGGUAAUGACUGGUGGGUCUGCAUCCUGUCGGUUCUCAUUUGGCUGGUCAUUACCAUCAUGAACGUGGCAAAUCUGGUCCUCCUUGGCGUGGAGAACUGA